This is a messenger RNA of Closterium sp. Yama58-4, 1899 nucleotides long. The record is from the annotation of a GenBank genome assembly. Lineage: Eukaryota; Viridiplantae; Streptophyta; Zygnematophyceae; Desmidiales; Closteriaceae.
AUGUCAACUCUUCCAGCUGAGACGCAAUCUGACCCUACUCAGGAGAGCGGUAGGACUCGUGUUAGUGAAACGCGUGAGUACCUCCCUGAUGUGAAGCAUGAAGUUUUCAAGCACUUCAAGCUUAUCAAGAAAGAAGAUGGCAAAGCGCAGCUGUACGAAUGUAGGUACUGCUUCGCGGUUUUUGCUGGAGCCGCCAUUCGUUGCGCUCAACACUUGUCAUCGUGGAAGGGCAUGAAGCGUCGCGAGGUCUCUCUUUGCAAGGAGGCCCCGCAUUCAGUGCGCCAGGACAUGCGCGCCAAGUACGAGGCCAAGGCGGCUGCUGCAGAAGAGCGUCGCAAGGCGACGGCUGUUGCCAUCGUCGCCGUGACUAAUGGCGCAAAGAGGACGCGCAUCACGGACUACAUCGAGGGUGAUGCGGCUACGGCGAGACGCGAAGCUCACGAUUCAAUUUGCCUCAUGGUCGCCGCCCUCCGCCUCCCGGAGCACAUCGUGGAUCAUCCCCUAUUCAUCAACGCCCAAUGCUGCGAUGGGAUUGAUGCUGGGCUGGCAACAAUCAAGUCGAGCUGGAAGCGGACCGGUGUGACCAUUUCAUCCGACAUGAUGACGGAUAAGGCUGGCCGGCCUCAGGCCAACAUCUUCCUCGUCAAUGAUUCCGGCGCCGUCUUCAAGGACUGCAUCGAUUGCCGUAUGGAGUCCAAGACCGGUGGCUACGUGGCCGGGAUUAUCAAGCCGGUGGUGGAAGAGGUGGGGCCCGAAAACGUGGUGGCCUUCUGUACCGAUGGGGGAUCAAAUUACGCGGCCGCGUGCAAGGAGCUGAUUUCCGCGUGGCCGCACAUUGAGACCCCGGAGUUGGUGGGCGCAACUGUGCUGCAGGCUCUGAAGCCGGCUGGGACACGCUUCGGGACACAGUAUAUUACUGUGUCCCGCCUUUGUCAGCUGCGGAAGGGGCUGACGCAGAUGGUCGUUAGCGAUUUGUGGAAGGAUUGGGCAGUGGGGACGCGGAAGCUGUCGGCGGAUGCUUUUGCCGCGCUCAUCCUCGAUGCGGCUUGGUGGAAGACUGCCGAGUUCUUCUGCAAGAUGAUGCAGCUCCCCUACAAGAUCAUGAGGGAGACCGACGGGAAGGCGAAGGGGAUGAUGGGGAGAAUUUAUGAUGUCAUGCUUCAGUUGACCGUGGAGUUGGAAGAGCUGGUGGAGGCGGAUGAAGAGCAGCUCAGCAAGGUCGUUAAGGCUCAGAUCCGCAAGAUCCUGAAAAACCGCUGGGAUGGGAGCCUUGCCUGCGCUUUGCACGUUGCGGGCAGAAUCCUCAACCCGGCAAACAAGGAUGAGGAUAUUUUCGGAAGCGACGCAGAGUGCACAAAGGUUUUCAAGACCUGGAUCGUGCAGCAGAGCGAGUAUCUCAAGAGCACUGGGAAGGCGGGGGGAGAAGGGGAUGAGUGCUUGAUUGCCCUGCAGGAGGGGGUGCGGGCCUUUUUGGACAUGAAAUUGAGCUUCGGCCAGCCAGACGCGAUUGCACAGAGGGCCCUGGUGAAGAAGGGGAAGUAUGACAGCGUUAAAUGGUGGCAGUGGCAUGGGACUGAUGCGCCUCUGCUGGCGUUUUGCGCCAUCAGAACCCUCUCACAGCCCGUGUCAGCCUCACCCUGCGAGCGCGGUUGGGCAGCGUUUGAGUCAGUCCACACCGCACGCCGAAACCGUCUUGGAUCAGCCAAAUGCAGGGAUCUGGUUUUUGUUGCGCACAACUGGAAUGUUGUGCGCAACUGGCAUUCUCGUGCGGAUGUGAUGCCCGGAGAACUGCAGGGGAACAUGGAAGACCCACCUCUGCCCGAGGGCUACAAGCUGGUGGAGGAGGCAGAGGAGGAGGAAGGGGAGGAUGAUGUGUUGAUGGAUGAGUAUGAGGACUAG